Molecule: messenger RNA, 2644 nt
Organism: Pyrus x bretschneideri (Chinese white pear)
Lineage: Eukaryota; Viridiplantae; Streptophyta; Magnoliopsida; Rosales; Rosaceae
Product: transmembrane E3 ubiquitin-protein ligase FLY2
Exons: 15
Coding region: 469-2202 (577 amino acids)
Molecular function (GO): zinc ion binding
Source: RefSeq, a predicted model, not a curated record
GCGCGUACACCUACCUUGCCCCGAAGAAGCCUCGCCCACUCUGACCUCCAUUUACCAAAGACCAGAAUACAAAAACCAGUGGACAUGUCAACCACCAUUUCCACGCCUUCGUCUUCCUCUUAAGCUCUCGAACCAACCCUCUUAACCUCCAACCCACAAUAAUUAUUACUAAUAUUAUUUAAUAGAUAUUCAAAUUAAAUACUUAUUCUAAUUUGAUAUUCCUUUGUUAUUAGUUUUCCUUGUUGUUGCUUGAGAAUAAUUAAGAAGUCAAUUAGUCGUUGUGCUUUCACUUUCUCCAUUUGAUCGGCUGGUAACUUCCUCCAAUCCUUGACUCCAAUUGAAGCAAAACCCCCCUCUCAUAAGCUGUAUACUCCAAUGUGUUUCCUGUUUUUCUCUUCGUUUUUUCGAUUUCUUUCCCAACACAGAGGCUUGGCGGUGGCGGUGGAAAUUCGGAGUUGAAUUUCAGGGAUGGGAUUUAUGGGGUUUGGUUCGGGGGUCGUGAGGAAUUUGGGGUGUUUGUGGUCUCGGCGGAGCAAGCUGUACUGGGUUGUAUUCUGGGUUUGGGUUGCUUUUGUGCUUUUGCCGCCGGUGGCCGGUCUUCGACCCUUGCGGGAACGAGCUCGAUCAUGGGGCGAUGAGUGGCUAUUUGUUAAAAAAGAUGAAAUUGAUUUGGGACCAUUUUCUACAUGGAAUAUAACAGGAACUUACAGAGGGACUUGGAAGUUUCCUGAUUCAACAAAUAGCUCUUCCAGAUUUCCGGAUUUUAGGAAUUCCCAUGGCAACAGUAUCAUUGAAUUGGUUAGCAUGCCGACAAAAAUAACUGGCGUACAUUACGUGCAGGGGGUAAUUAUUUUCCAUGAUGUGUUUGACAAUGAACACAAUGUUGGUGGUGUUCAAAUCAGGGUGGAGGGUGUAUUUAUAUGGCCAUUUAGACAACUUCGAAUGGUAGCUCACAGUGGAAAAGAGGGAGAGUCAAGCCAAGCAGAAGAAUAUUUAUUGUCAAAUCCGUAUCAUAUGCUUGGAGUUUUCUCUUCCCAGGUUUUCCAAGAAUCUCCUAGAGAUAAGAUAUGGAGGAAAAAACAUUCUCCAAUCUAUGAAAUGGAGAAACACUGUAAUAUAGAAAUCGCGGGCCAAGUUUCACGUGUCUCAUCCGCCCAUAAUGAUGGAGAUCGUGAUCGAUACCAUAUAGAAUCGUUGAUGGAGAGUCCUUCAGUGGAUGAUGAUGGAGAUUGCUUCUCUCCCUUGAUAUUAAAUGCUACUUCUGUCAAUGUGGAGGUGUACUACAACAAAGCAGUGAACUAUACUUUGAUGGUCACCUUUGUCUCUUUUCUCCAAGUUCUUCUCUUAAUUCGGCAAAUGGAACAUAGCAACACUCAUUCAUGCACUUUUCAGGGGGCUGCCAAAGUUUCGAUUCUAAUGAUUGGCCAACAGGCUAUCAUGGAUGCUUAUCUCUGCCUUCUACAUUUGACUGCAGGAAUACUUGUUGAAUCCUUGUUUAAUGCUUUUGCGACUGCCGCUUUUUUCAAGUUUGUUGUCUUCUCAAUAUUUGAGAUGAGAUAUCUUCUUGCUAUAUGGAAAGCCAGGAGGCCUACAAAUAGCGGGGAAGGUUGGGAGACGAUGAGGCGUGAGCUUUCAGUUCUAUAUAGCCGUUUCUAUGGGAUUCUUUUGGGAGGCAUUCUGCUCAUGUAUGAGUUCCAUAACUUCCUGAGACCUAUUCUUCUCCUUAUGUACUCCUUUUGGAUACCUCAAAUAAUCACCAAUGUCAUUCGUGAUUCAAGAAAACCUUUGCAUCCUCAUUACAUCUUGGGCAUGACUGUUACGCGGCUUGCAAUCCCAUUAUACAUAUUUGGUUGCCCUAACAACUUCAUGCGCAUUGAGCCUGACAAGAGUUGGUGUAUUUGUUUGGGUGUAUUUAUUGGACUGCAAGCAUCCAUUCUUCUUCUUCAGCACUAUCUUGGCUCGCGGUGGUUCAUUCCUCGUCAGAUUCUACCUGAAAAAUAUAGCUACUGUAGAAGGCUUGAUCAGAAUACGAAUCGCACCACAGAUUGUGUCAUUUGCAUGACCGCAGUUGAUCUCACACAACGUUCAAACGAUCGCAUGGUGACACCAUGUGAUCAUUGCUUUCACUCGGGUUGUUUACAAAGGUGGAUGGAUAUAAAGAUGGAGUGCCCAACUUGUCGGCGUCCACUGCCACCAGCCUGAUCCUUCCAGUCUGUCUUUAUCAUGUAUAGGAUCAACUGACAUCGCCCAACUCACUAAUUCUGGUUGGGCAUUAAAUCGAUAUUCAGGUUGAGCGCACCUUCCGAAGGAAGAAGGAUGAGAUACAGCAUAUAAUCAAUCAGUUUCCAUUUCCAAAAUGUAACAGAUUCUGCAUCAGUUGUUACCUGAGCCAACAAUUUUUAAUUUUUCACUUUUGCUUUGUUUGGUUUUGUUGUAUAAUGUAUAAUGCAUAUGUAGGAAGCAAUUCUUUAGGUGCAAAUUCUUGCCAAGUCCAUCAAUUGUUGUAUAAUGUAUAUGUAGUAAACAAUUGUUGUAGGAUCUUGUAGACUUGCACUAACGAGUUCUAUUGGAGAAUAAAGUCUCACGUCGGAAAUGUAACAAAAUAAUAUACAGCUUAUAUGUGAGAGUUUCACUCUUAAUAUCA